This is a messenger RNA of Exophiala dermatitidis NIH/UT8656, 905 nucleotides long. RefSeq names its product adenine phosphoribosyltransferase. The record is from RefSeq and is a predicted model, not a curated record. Lineage: Eukaryota; Fungi; Ascomycota; Eurotiomycetes; Chaetothyriales; Herpotrichiellaceae. The coding region runs from base 264 to 905 and encodes 213 amino acids. The transcript is spliced from 3 exons. Gene Ontology annotation, cellular component: cytoplasm. Gene Ontology annotation, molecular function: AMP binding; adenine binding; adenine phosphoribosyltransferase activity. Gene Ontology annotation, biological process: AMP salvage; adenine salvage.
GUCUCCUGUUGACCAGCUACUGGACAUUCCGGAUACCACGAAGCGACUCGACUGGCCCUGCAGUGGUAUAGCGCGGCAUCGCUCGGCGCAGUCUAGCAUCGUCGUCUUCCCACCAGAUCCCUCCCCGACUGUGGACGCCCUUGCAUGCGUAACUGAUUCGUCGUGCGCUGCUGUACUUGUGCAACAGCUGUUUGUUGUCAUCUUUUUUUCUCGUCCCAUAUUUAUUCGACUCCCGGUCUACUUCUCUGCCUGUUCUCUUCACCAUGAGUCUUCCGGCACAUAGUUCCUGCAGUCAUGGCGCCUCGAGAUCAGAGUCCAAUGCCGCCGCCUCCACCUCCGAACUCGCCCGUCCUGAAGCGCUGCAGGACCUGAGAGGCCGGCUGAAAGCGGGUCUGAAGACAUACCCGGACUUCCCAAAGAAAGGCAUUCUGUUCGAAGAUAUCCUCCCUCUUUUUUCUUCCCACAGCCUGCACGAAGACCUUCUCCGAGCCUAUGAACUGCUCAUUCUCGAGAGCUUCGGCCCUGACAACACCCCCGAUGUGAUCGUCGGCCUGGACGCGAGAGGUUUCCUCUUUGGCCCGACGCUCGCCUUGCGGUUAGGAGUGGGGUUUGUUCCGGUCAGAAAAGCCGGUAAACUUCCCGGCAAGGUUGAAACAGCGCAAUACGAGAAGGAAUACGGUACAGACACCUUCGCCAUGCAGAGCGACGCGAUCACACCCGGCCAAAAAGUUCUCGUUGUCGACGACCUCAUCGCAACCGGGGGUUCAGCGGCGGCAGCCGGAACCCUAGUCGAAAAGUGCGGAGGGAAGCUGAUGGGAUACGUCUUCAUCAUCGAGCUUUCCUUCCUCAAGGGCAGGGAUAAGCUUAAUGCUCCGGUCUACACUCUGCUUGAGAGCCAAGCCUAA